Molecule: messenger RNA, 951 nt
Organism: Canariomyces notabilis
Lineage: Eukaryota; Fungi; Ascomycota; Sordariomycetes; Sordariales; Chaetomiaceae
Product: DUF1752-domain-containing protein
Exons: 2
Coding region: 272-673 (133 amino acids)
Source: RefSeq, a predicted model, not a curated record
GCCGAUACAUUACUGCAAACAGUUUCAAACGUCGGGAAUCAUUGCUCGGGCCCCACUGCGGGACUAACCGGUCGGUCAGUCCCGUGGUGGGGUCCCCGUGACGACCGGGGAGCUUAGAAGUGGGAUCGUCUACCCCGUAGAGCGCUCGAACCAGCUGGCCCACCCUGCAUGGGUGCGUUGGAGGCACCUCGACGCUGCAGCACCUCCGUGCUGCGGUGGGAGUUGCUGGCGCACGGGGGAUGGCAGAGACUGGAAGUCGCUCAUCACCCACAUGUUGAGGGGUCAGGAAGGGUCUCAAGCGACGCUCAAUAGGCCUUCGCUGGCUGUCCCACCGAACGACUCGAAUGACGCGCCGUCGAUGACGGAGCGGAAUACAAAUUAUGCGCCGCCGAUACAUCCGAUCAACGAGGUUCGCCGUACGCGAAUGCAGCCGAUCAACGUCAGCGCUAACGGCAUUAUCUACCAGGCCGCGCUCUCCCCUCGUACAACACGGGACAACAUGGUCGCCGCUGAGCUGACCGAGUGGCUGAGGCAGCACCUUGUCCGGGAACGGUUGCAGAAUACAUCGGCGACCAACGGGGCCCUUAAUCUGAACCUAAAGCAGCACCCGGAGGAGCCCUUUAUGAAGGGGGAGGACAAGAAGGACCUAAACCCCUCUAGCUGGGACGAUUAGUUCAACAACCGGACAAGCAAUCUAACCUGAUAAUACCACAUAUGCUCUCGAAGCUUCUCGUGCGUUGGAAACUGCAUAGAACACACUAAGCAUUGGAUUUGAUCCAUUAUGAUACUGCAAGCCUCGCUGGAAGGUCAGGAUCUGGAACGGGAAGUUUCUUGGUUGGUAAAGCUGAACUCAAAAACGUCGUCUUGGAUCAACUGGCGCCGAUGCCGAACCUAAUAUGUAGCUAGAUUACCAUCCCUACUCAAAACGAAUAAGAUCGCUUCAAUGCCUCG